Schistocerca gregaria is the source of this 1333-nucleotide messenger RNA. RefSeq names its product clavesin-1. The record is from RefSeq and is a predicted model, not a curated record. The coding region runs from base 357 to 1289 and encodes 310 amino acids. Gene Ontology annotation, cellular component: membrane. The transcript is spliced from 8 exons. NCBI's taxonomy places the organism in Eukaryota, Metazoa, Arthropoda, Insecta, Orthoptera, Acrididae. Gene Ontology annotation, molecular function: phosphatidylinositol bisphosphate binding.
GUACUCCCGAUUUCUGAAGAACAAUAUAAUUGACGUCAGUGUUACGUUUACGUGAUGAGAAGCGCCAUACGUCACACCUGUUCCGCUGCGGAAAGUGCGUGUGGCGCGACGAGAUGUGGCCAGCGCAGGGUCACGUCCCUAAAGGCCCCCCUGCAUUACGCGGGACGUUCGUGUUCGUCAGCGGGUGGAAGGGAAUUCCGUCGCUGUGACCAGCAGCUGCAGCCUGUUCCCCCACUCCUGCUACCGGGGGGCAGGGCGCCUGCGCGCCGAGACACUCUAUAGGCGGCGCCGCGGCGGCAAGCGGGUUAGUCUGUCGCCGGAUCCCGUACCAAGAGGACGCAGCUGUAGCAGCCUCCAUGACAGGCUACGAGGACAAGAUGCUGAAGCUGGCUAAGGAGCCGCACCCCACGGUGAUGCGCGGCUCCUUCGCGGUGGGCCUCGAGUUCAGCCAGGAGCUGUCGCCGCAGAUCCAGGAGGUGGCCCGCACCGAGCUGCGGGAGAACCCCGACCAGCAGCGGGAGUCUCUGGCCGCCUUCCGGGACAUCCUCAGGGAGGAGACCGACUUCAAGCUGCCCCUGGACGACGACGCCUGGUGCAUCCGCUUCCUCAGGCCCUGCAAGUACUACCCCGAGUCCGCUGCAGCUCUGGUGAAGCGGUACUACGAGUUCAAGGUUAAAAACGCGGAGCUGUACAACGGCUUGAUACCUUCAAAGGAGAAGAACCUGUUCGACCAUGAUAUCAUGCAGGUCCUGCCCAGGAGGGACCAGCACGGCCGUCGCAUUCUCGUCAUUGAGUUGGGCAAGAAGUGGAAGCACAAGAAGGUGAGCCUGGAGGAGGUGUUCAAGGGCGCCGUGCUGUACCUGGAGGCGGCACUCUGGGAGCCGGAGACGCAGGUCGCCGGCGGCGUCGUCAUCUUCGACAUGGACGGCCUCUCGCUGCAGCAGGUUUCGCAGUUCACGCCGUCUUUCGCCAAGCGCAUCAUAGACUGGUUGCAGGACGCGGUGCCCUUACGUGUCAAGGGCUUCCACGUGGUCAACCAGCCCUACAUCUUCAACAUGGUCUUCGCGCUCUUCAAGCCGUUCCUCAGGGAGAAACUGCGCAGCAGGAUCGUGUUCCACGGCACGGACCGCGACUCCCUGCACAACUACAUCAGCCCCAAGGUGCUACCGGAGUGCUACGGAGGCACCCUCGACAUAGACAGGGUGACCGGAGCCGAGUGGUACAAGCUGCUCGUCCACUACGACGCCAUCUACGAGGCUGUUAAUUCCUAUGGCUACAAGAAGCAGUAGAUGAAUCAUUGCUGAUGGUUCAUUGAAGUUCCACGCUGUGAUAA